Messenger RNA from Sclerotinia sclerotiorum 1980 UF-70, 228 nucleotides. RefSeq lists its product as hypothetical. The transcript has a single exon. Bases 1 to 228 code for a protein of 75 amino acids. The record is from RefSeq and is a predicted model, not a curated record. NCBI's taxonomy places the organism in Eukaryota, Fungi, Ascomycota, Leotiomycetes, Helotiales, Sclerotiniaceae.
AUGCCAGAAGGCUUGGAGAUAGAUCAUUCAAAACCACUCAACGGUACCAUGGCGGCAUAUGCCGAACAGGUUCUAAUAUGCACGGGAAAGUCAGAUUGGCCUUCUCGUAUUGAGGAAGACAAUUCAGGAGACAACCUCGCUGCAGACAUCAAGGAGUUGAUGGGUCGCGGUGGAAUGUAUAGUGAUGUAACAAGGACGAUAUCGUACGCUCAGUUGAGGUGGUGCUAA